This is a messenger RNA of Dendronephthya gigantea, 1387 nucleotides long. RefSeq lists its product as uncharacterized. Lineage: Eukaryota; Metazoa; Cnidaria; Anthozoa; Malacalcyonacea; Nephtheidae. The transcript is spliced from 3 exons. The record is from RefSeq and is a predicted model, not a curated record. Gene Ontology annotation, cellular component: pericentric heterochromatin. Gene Ontology annotation, biological process: negative regulation of transcription by RNA polymerase II; chromatin organization. Bases 84 to 767 code for a protein of 227 amino acids. Gene Ontology annotation, molecular function: chromatin binding.
UACAGUUCAGCAGUUUGCCUUGCGGGCGCACAAAUGAGUAAGAUGUGUAACACGCAUGCGUCUUAGCAGCUUAAUGUUUAAACAUGGCGGAAGGGUUAAGAGACCAUGGAGAUAUUAGAGGAGUAUACACUCAAUUGCACAACGCUUCAUCCGUCGAUUUACUGUGGGGAACAAGUGAAAGAAAGCGGACAAGAAAAAAUCAAGUAUCGACGUCAUUUUACCCCGUAGAGAGACUUGUUUCAAAGCGAAUGAAAAAGAACUCGACCGAAUAUUUGGUAAAGUGGAAAAAUUAUAGUGCCUUUGAAAACAGCUGGGAACAUGAGGAAAAUUUGACAGAAGACCUUAUCAGAUCUUAUGACCAGCCAAACAUACAGCCAGAAAGGUUGCAAAAGAAUCUCGACACAUUACAUGUUGGUAUUCUCUUGAAGUUAAAAAGCAGAAGCAAGAAAAACAUUACUAUUGACUUUGAUCAUGAUUGCUUUCGUUACAUAUUUAAUGGCAAGGGCAAGCAGUCAAAAGAUGGGAAAUAUCUUUUGUUAGACAAGGCUGAUUUUGAUAGAUGUAAAUUUGAUGGUAAUUGGGAUACAGUUGGUGAUAAAAUUGGUGAUGGUGUGAGAGUUAAGUAUCCUAUCAAGGUCAGAACUGUUCUAACAAAAUCACCAAGAAAUUUUACGGUGGUUAGUGGGAAGCUUCAGGAAAGUCGUCCAAUGUUGCUGGAAAAACUGUCAUUUGACUUUAUUCGUGAGCCUGUGGUACUUCUACAUUAAAUAUUAGGACUAAGAUAAUAUUUUAAUAUUUACAUUGUUAUACAACCAACAACAACUAAGGCCUGUUCUAAACGUUGCAUUAUACAUGUGGCAAAUGCAUUCAAAACAAUGGAUAAUCAGCUAAAAGACCUGAUUGUUUCAAAUGCAUUUUCCGCAUGUAAACUGCGACACUUAGAAAAGGCUUAAUUAAAUGUACAAACUUAUUUCAUUAUGAAAUUGUGGUAUCUUUAUGUAAUGUAUCACUGUGUCUUGCUAGUAAUGAAUAGCAUUCAGGUGAUCUAAAUUAGCCAAUCAGAAACUAGGGCUACGAGAAAAACUGAGUUAUCAUUUCCUUCAUCUCUUAUAACUUCUGUCCUGGAAACUUUUGAAUAAUUCUAUUAUUUUUAUACAAAAAGAUUUUAAUUUAUCAAUCAAUUGUUUAUUGAAAACUGAAUUUCCCUUAUAAACACUUAGGGGCAAAUGUGCUAACAAAUGCUUCCUAGUAAAUGAUAACUCAGUUGUGUCAUGACGUCACAUGAUAUAAUCAUUUCAGAUCAUCUGGCUGUAAGAAGGUCAGAUAAAAAAAUAUGAUGCAUGGUGAUUGAUAAUGGGUACUGUACAUAUUACCUCAUUUCAUGUUG